AUGGAGGAGACAAACCCGACCCCCUCGGUGGCCGAGGGGUCCCUGAACGCCUCCGCCCGCGGGAACAGCUCCGGCGAGCUCCCCCGCCCGCACAUCCCGGCCGUGCAUUGGGUCAUCAUGAGUGUCUCCCCGCUGGGGUUUGUGGAGAACGGGAUCUUGCUCUGGUUCCUCUGCUUCCGGAUGCGAAAGAACCCCUUCACCGUGUACAUCACCCACCUGUCCAUCGCCGACAUCUCCCUGCUCUUCUGUAUCUUCAUUCUGUCCAUCGACUACGCCCUAGACUACGAGCUCUCCUCGGGACACCACUACACCAUCGUCACGCUGUCAGUCACUUUCCUGUUUGGCUACAACACGGGCCUCUACCUGCUGACGGCCAUCAGCGUGGAGAGGUGCCUGUCGGUCCUCUACCCCAUCUGGUACCGAUGCCACCGGCCCAAGCACCAGUCGGCGUUUGUCUGUGCCCUGCUGUGGGCGCUGUCUUGCUUGGUGACCACCAUGGAGUACAUCAUGUGCAUAGACACGGCGGAAGAGAGCCACUCCCGCAGCCACUGCCGGGCGGUCAUCAUCUUCAUAGCCACCCUGAGCUUCCUGGUGUUCACCCCGCUCAUGCUGGUGUCCAGCACCAUCCUGGUGGUGAAGAUCCGGAAGAACACGUGGGCGUCCCACUCCUCGAAGCUGUACAUCGUCAUCAUGGUCACCAUCAUCAUCUUCCUCAUUUUCGCCAUGCCCAUGAGACUGCUGUACCUGCUGUACUACGAGUACUGGUCCACGUUCGGGACGCUGCACAACGUUUCCCUUCUGUUCUCCACGAUCAACAGCAGUGCCAACCCGUUCAUCUACUUCUUCGUGGGCAGCAGCAAGAAGAAGCGGUUCAAGGAGUCCUUAAAAGUUGUUCUGACCAGGGCCUUCAAAGACGAGAUGCAGCCCAGGCACCAGGAAGACCAGGGCAACACCGUGUCCGUGGAGACCGUGGUGUAG
This is a messenger RNA of Lepus europaeus (European hare), 978 nucleotides long. RefSeq names its product MAS1 proto-oncogene, G protein-coupled receptor (gene MAS1). The transcript has a single exon. Gene Ontology annotation, biological process: G protein-coupled receptor signaling pathway. The coding region runs from base 1 to 978 and encodes 325 amino acids. Gene Ontology annotation, cellular component: membrane. Gene Ontology annotation, molecular function: angiotensin receptor activity. Lineage: Eukaryota; Metazoa; Chordata; Mammalia; Lagomorpha; Leporidae. The record is from RefSeq and is a predicted model, not a curated record.